Pangasianodon hypophthalmus (striped catfish) is the source of this 1683-nucleotide messenger RNA. RefSeq names its product cathepsin La (gene ctsla). Gene Ontology annotation, biological process: immune response. The record is from RefSeq and is a predicted model, not a curated record. NCBI's taxonomy places the organism in Eukaryota, Metazoa, Chordata, Actinopteri, Siluriformes, Pangasiidae. Gene Ontology annotation, cellular component: lysosome. Gene Ontology annotation, molecular function: cysteine-type endopeptidase activity. The coding region runs from base 147 to 1160 and encodes 337 amino acids. The transcript has 8 exons.
UGAUUAAUGUAGGGAGGCGGAGUCAAGAGGCGUUUCGACCAAUAAGAAAGCGUGGAAUUGCGUCUUUGAAGCCAGGCUUUAUAAACUUGCAGUUGUUUUCGACAUAAUACAUUCUCUUCAAGUUUACCACAGAGAAGCUCUUCACCAUGAGGCUGUGUUUGGCCGUGCUGACCGUGUGCCUCAGCACAGUGUUUGCUGCCCCCAGUCUGGACAGAGAACUCGACAGCCAUUGGCAACAGUGGAAAGUGUGGCAUAGUAAAAAAUAUCAUGAGAAGGAAGAAGGAUGGAGGCGGAUGGUCUGGGAGAAGAACUUGAAGAAGAUUGAGUUGCACAACCUGGAGCACUCGAUGGGCAAGCACACCUACCGCCUGGCAAUGAAUCACUUUGGUGACAUGACCCAUGAGGAAUUCAGGCAGAUAAUGAAUGGAUACACGCACAAGAAGGACAGGAAGACCAAGGGAUCUCUCUUCAUGGAGCCCAACUUCCUGGAGGCCCCAAGCAAGUUGGACUGGAGAGAGAAGGGCUACGUUACUCCGGUCAAAGACCAGGGCCAGUGUGGUUCCUGCUGGGCCUUCAGCACUACUGGAGCCAUGGAGGGUCAGCAGUUCAGAAAGACGGGCAAAUUGGUGUCCCUCAGUGAACAGAACCUGGUUGACUGCUCUCGUCCUGAAGGCAAUGAGGGCUGCAACGGUGGACUCAUGGACCAGGCCUUCCAGUAUAUCCAGGACAAUGGUGGCCUGGACACUGAGGAGUUCUACCCCUAUCUCGGAACUGAUGACCAGCCCUGCCAUUAUGAUCCCAAGUAUAGCGCAGCUAAUGACACUGGCUUUGUGGACAUCCCCAGUGGUAAAGAGCGUGCUCUGAUGAAGGCUGUGGCUGCAGUUGGUCCAGUGUCUGUGGCCAUUGAUGCUGGACAUGAGUCCUUCCAGUUCUACCAUUCAGGUAUUUACUAUGAGGAAGACUGCAGUAGUGAGGAAUUGGACCACGGUGUUCUGGUGGUUGGCUAUGGCUAUGAGGGUGAAAAUGUAGAUGGGAAGAAGUACUGGAUCGUCAAGAACAGCUGGAGUGAAAAUUGGGGUGACAAAGGCUACAUCUACAUGGCCAAAGACAGACACAACCACUGUGGUAUUGCUACAGCAGCCAGCUACCCACUGGUCUAAGAAAAACCUCCAGCAAGGCUUUCAGAAGGCCUUGUCUCAAUCUGUUCAGUAGUUCACUACCAUGAAGUGUCUUCACUGGUGUUGUGACUCACAGCAGCAGUGCAGUGAAGAGCUAGUUAAUUGUGAUAAAAGGGAAAGUAUUCAUCCCUAAUUAUGUUAGUGUGUGAAUGAAAGCUUAUAGAACAGGACUGUAUAGGCUUCUGGUUUUACAUGGAACACUGUUUUAGACAUUUUAUGCAAUUGUUUUAAGUAGGUUCUUUUUAUUACUUUUUUUUUUUUUUUUUUAUUGCUUAUUGUAAAUAUAAAUCAGUGUUGCUUGCCAAAAUGUAAAUGCCUUUCUUUUCUCUCUUUUUUUUUUUUUUUUUUUUUUUUUUUUUUUUUUUUUUUUUUUUUUUCCUCUUUCUUUCUUUCUAGUUUCAUGAUCACUUAAACCAAACAAGUGCAACAUGUGCAAUAGGCAGUAUCCAGUUGUUUUAUUUACAUCCUGUGUAAAUCAAGCAAUUAAACCUUCUACUGGAACUAA